GAUUAACUGAUUAAAAUCAGUGUAUUUCCGAAAUGUUGCCGAGUCAGUGGUAUUACAGCAAAAGGCUUUUAAUCACACUAUCAACUGCAAUCAUUUUAUCGGUUAUUUGGUUUGGAUUCAUUCAUCGCCAGUACAUAAUCUCAAAAUUUUUCAUACUACCUUCGAAUAAAACGAAAAAUGUAUCGACAACAGCGGUCAUAUCUUAUACACCUAAACCAUACAAACCCAGGCAGCACCCCUAUAUGGCACUUUUGAAUAUUCAACACACAAAUGGAUCUGACAAUUGUGGUGGUACUUUAAUUGAAAGAAAGUACAUACUAACAGCAGCGCACUGUGUAGAUGGAGCAUCUUCUGUUUGGAUACUACUUGGCACAGAUAACAUCGAAAAAGAAGAAAAAUCUACAGUUUACUUAGAAAGUGAAAAUUUUAUUGUGCAUGAAAAUUACAAUAACCUUACUUAUGACCACGACAUAGCCCUUAUCUAUUUAAAUGACAAUCUAACAAUAAAUGAACACGUUAACACAGUUUCUUUGUUACGCCAUAUUUCUAGUCGUGGACGAACUUACGUAGUAGGGUGGGGUCUACCUAAUCUCGGCCAGGGACUAAAUGAUAAAUUACUAGGUAAAUUGGUGACUGUUGUUAAUAACACUUUUUGUUUUCAAAAUACAGACGUGUACGAUUAUUCAAAACUGUGUGCCUUUGGAACAGAAGCCGGCCCUUGUCAUGGAGAUUCUGGAGGACCUCUACUUCUAGAUGAUAUUCAAGUUGGAAUCGUAUCAGGUGGUGAUAAAUAUUGCAACACUUCAGUACCUACUGUGUAUACAAACACCUCUUAUUAUUGGCAGUGGAUAAAAGACAAUACAGAAAGGAAUGAAUUAGACAAAUCUAAACGAAAACCACACAAAUUAUGUGGCAACUGUUGAUUCUUAAUUUUGUAAGAAAUCUCUACUACGAGUAUACUCAAAUAUUACUUGUCUACUUUUCUUUUGUUCAUGUUGUAAAUUUGAUAUUGGAAACGUACAAAUUUAUGUCAGGCAUAUACUAAUCGACAUUGAAAACCGAAUACCAAGAACGAGCUGGAAUUUUUUGACCAAACUUCGUAUAUAAAUUAGACAUUAGUAGUAUUGUUUAUUUAUUUAACAAUAAACUUGUGAUAGUACAUAUUGUAAAGAAUUAUUGUAUAGAAUUAAUUCUGGGAACACCAAACAAUAAAUUCUUCAUAUAUUUUCUCGUAAA
Zophobas morio is the source of this 1236-nucleotide messenger RNA. Its product is annotated as chymotrypsin-like. NCBI's taxonomy places the organism in Eukaryota, Metazoa, Arthropoda, Insecta, Coleoptera, Tenebrionidae. The record is from RefSeq and is a predicted model, not a curated record. The transcript has 3 exons. Bases 33 to 923 code for a protein of 296 amino acids. Gene Ontology annotation, molecular function: serine-type endopeptidase activity. Gene Ontology annotation, biological process: proteolysis.